Molecule: messenger RNA, 450 nt
Organism: Ctenocephalides felis (cat flea)
Lineage: Eukaryota; Metazoa; Arthropoda; Insecta; Siphonaptera; Pulicidae
Exons: 3
Coding region: 103-450 (115 amino acids)
Source: RefSeq, a predicted model, not a curated record
UCAAAAUCAAGUCAUGUUUUGGUUAAUCGGUCUAUUUUUGCUGUAGUUUAUAAACAAAACUGAAAAUUGCUUCUAUUAUCAUUAUUUUCUUAUUUUAUUAUCAUGGGAGACGAUACAGCAGAUUUUACACGCUACAUAAAAAAUGUUCUACACGAUAAUAGAAGUUCAAAUGUAUCGAAAAAACUUCCAUUUGGUGAUUCUUUUGAAAAUCAUGGUAAAUCAAAACCGAGAUCACUAGAUGAGGAACAACCCAACUUUCCAAAAAGGAGUAAAGAUGAAUCAAUUAUGGAAUCUCCCUGGGAGAUCAAAAGGGUUCGAAGUAGCCUGACUAUAGCAAAGAAUGAAAUAGCUCAGUUGCAAGAUUAUAUUGAAAAGCAGCAUAGUUUGCGAAAAGAAAUGGAAACUUUGUUUAGUAUUGAGAAGGAGCACUGCAAAGACAAAAGCCAAUGA